Oncorhynchus tshawytscha (Chinook salmon) is the source of this 3608-nucleotide messenger RNA. Its product is annotated as vasculin-like protein 1. NCBI's taxonomy places the organism in Eukaryota, Metazoa, Chordata, Actinopteri, Salmoniformes, Salmonidae. The record is from RefSeq and is a predicted model, not a curated record. Bases 901 to 2304 code for a protein of 467 amino acids. Gene Ontology annotation, cellular component: nucleus. The transcript has 11 exons. Gene Ontology annotation, molecular function: DNA binding; RNA binding. Gene Ontology annotation, biological process: DNA-templated transcription; positive regulation of DNA-templated transcription.
GAAUAUCUCUAUACUAUCUCGGAUUAUUGUAUUCUUGCUUGUUUUUCAAAUCGGAAUUAAAUGUUGUUAUAAAUAAGUAAAAAUCCGCUGUCCCUGAUGUCAGACAUACACCCUGCCGAUUUGUGUGCGACCGUAUAUUUCUUCCGUCCGUACAGUGACCUAUGAGAAGUCUGGUUCCACAACAGUUACCCCACAGUAACGACGAAUUGUUCAAUUAAAUGUGGUGGAUAUAUUUGCUACAUCAUUAAACGGAUAAACUGACAGUCAAAGACCACAAGUUACAGGCACAGCAGAUAUCAUUGUUUAUAAACUGUUUAUAACGCGUGGACAUGUGCUCUUCCAUCAAUUAGUAUGUCUAGGACAAACAGGAACAAGUAGCAAGCUAGGAUAGCUAACGUUACUGUUAGCUAGUUCAAACGAAAGUCUGAUAAAACGGGAUCUCACAAGCCAAAUGUACUAACUACGACAGCUCAAAUUAUAUAUUUGCGGUUGCAAGACAGUCAUGUUCCGCUUACACUUACAUAUCGGAUAUUAGCUGAAUUGACAGAGACAAGCGAUCACAGUGGUCUGUGUGAGGCUCGAGACAUUUAUCUCUAGCCAAGACCUGCAGUACCGAUAACUGCCAGUCUCCUUACCACCCAAGCCCCUUCUCCACUCAUCGUCUCACCCUGGGAACUGGAGCUUCUCUCUGCUGGGGGCUCUGUCUCGCUCAGGCUGAAGAGUGGUCCUACAUCCUGGUCUGCCUUAGCUUAACAGACACCAGGGCUGGGCCAGCUGUACCAAGAGGAACACAUACCACACUGACAGAGAGAAGGGCCACUGGACUACAGAGCUGACUACUCUGGAUCCUGGCCAUGAGGUUUGAUGCCACGCUCUACUGACGGGAGACACUGGACCUAAAUGGCGCAGCAUGACUUUGUUCCAGCCUGGCUUAACUUUUCCACGCCUCAGCCUGCCAAGUCUCUUGCAGCGUUUGAGAGGCACGGAGAGAAUCUUGCCCGCGGUGAUGCCCGGCCCGCUGUGAGCCGCCGCCGCCAUAACUCCUCAGACGGCUUCUUCAACAAUAGCCCUCUCAGAGCACCUGCAGGUGAUGGGUUGCACCAUCCCUCUCUCCUGCGGCAUGACUCUGUGGACUCAGGCGUGGCUAAGGGAGGGAAGGGGGGCCUGGGCAGCGGUCUCUGGGGGCAGGAGGGACCCCACCAUGGGCGCCACACCAAGCGCCCUGUGGGGGACAGGGACAGGGAGCAAGCAGGGCCCCACCGUCAGCGUAACGGGACCUUCCACCCCCGGAAAGGAGGCUUCCUGCCAGUUGAGGGAGGCCAUGAGGACAAGCUGAAGUUUGUGGAGGAGGAUUUUCCCUCACUCAAUCAAUCAGAGAGCAGUGGGAAGCCGGUGGCCCAGCCUCAUGCCGUAGGGACUCCUGUAGGAGUUUGGGAGCACCCCCCUAGUGCCAAGCAGACCAUAACUAAGAUGUUGGUCAUCAAGAAGGUUUCCAAGGAAGACCCUGGCGCUUCUUUCUCUGCUGGUUUCGCCAACACAACGGUGCCCCACCUAACCAACGGCACCAAAACCCCAAUCUCCUCAUCCAGUGUCUACAAGAACCUGGUGCCCAAGCCAGCUAUCACCCCAACCAAGGCUGGUCCCUGGAAGCCAAGCGGGAGAGAAACCAAAAGCAGUUUUAAUAUAUCCGGCUGGGACUCCGCCUUCACCAGCCCUGCUGCCUCUGUGAACAAACUUCUUACGCAUGUCACUCCCCCGACCUACGGCCCGACCUACGGAACCCCCAAGGAGCCUCCCUCCAGCAUCACCCCUCCCAUCGACGUCACCCUUCCUCGUCUGAAGCUGAUGCGUCGCAGCACCGACCGGAAGAGUGAGUUCCUGCGAGGCCUGAAGGAUGAUCGGAACUGGGACGGGCCCACCUCUACCAGUCCAUCAGAACCUAAGGAGAACAGAGGAGACUUAGAGGAGAAUGGGAUCCCUCACUCUCUCAGCGACUCAGACACAGAUCACCUUUCCAGCUCGUUGGAGGCAGAAUACAGGUUGCUCAAAGCUAUGGGCUGGCAGGAGUACCCAGAGAAUGAUGACAACUUUUUGCCCAUCACUGAUGCUGAGCUCCAAGAAUUUCAAGCUAAAACUGAGAAGCUGAAGAGGAACAGGCUGGUCCAGAACGGUGUUCUCCUGAAGCCUCUUUUCAAGGGGGCGCCCCUGCCCCUGCUGUCCUGGAGAAGCCCUGUAGAGCCUGAACUAGAAGAGGUCUCAGAGGCCGAGAGCACUAGCAGCAGCCAGACAGACGACGACACCUAACAUGGCUUUACACCCCUCCUCUUCUUAUUCCUCACGUCACGCUCAUUGCACUCGUCUGUUUUACACUUCUUCCUCGUUCACAAGAGACUGGUCAUACAGACACUGGUGUGACAGAGAGGGGUCAAAGGUCAUGCCUGAGGGUCUUCUUGGUUUUCCUUCUGCUUUUUCUUUCCUUUCUUUCUUUUUUUGACCCCUUUGUUUGGUCUUUUCCUAGAAGCUGAAAUGAUUAUUGAAAGCAAAACACAUCAGCAUUUUUCUUUUGAUUUUGUGAUGAAAGAAGCUAACCCAUGAUGUUGACAACAACCAAACCAAUAAUGAUUUUACUUGCAAAUGACUUCAUCGAUUGAUACUUAAUUUUGUUGAAAGAUGGCUUUGACACCUGCUCUUGCUGAAACAAUUUGUAGCAUUUGUGUUGAGAUGAAACAAUCAUUGUGAGCAGUUGAUAUUGACAUUGCUUCCAAUCCCCUAAAUAACCCUUCUGUAAGGAUUUAGGUUUGUUUUUUGUUUUGGUCCAUUUAAAGCCGACAAAUGGUAAUGCAUCUGUCUUAUUUGAACAGUGUAAGGCAUGCUUUUGCUCAUCAUUAUAUUUCUCCUAAGCGGUAGGAGAACAGUCAUUUACAGUUAUGGACCACCAUUACUUGUAUUGCACUACUGAUAGAUUGUAGCCAGUAAGGGCAUAAAGAAGAAUAAAACAACGUUCUGAAGUUAUGGAAAUGUCACUUUACCAAACUUAUUCUGGAGAAAAACUCAAUUAAUCCAUCGUAGCUGUUCAAGCUGAUUGUCUGUUCUUAGUUCACCAACCACCAUAAUUUUCAGAUGUUCAAAAUGCCAAGUUCUAUGGUUGAUAAAGAAUGUAAACGUACAGGCCCCCCCAAAUACUCCUGCUUCUUGUAUUAAGAUACAACCUGGUUUUCUUUCUUACAUGAGGGACUGCUUUUGAAAAUGAUGCAUUUACCAGAUUUAGAUUGCAACAAUUUUCCUGGCUGGUAGAAUGUUCAGCUGGCUUUAUCACAGAUUUAAGGCUCUUUGUUGUUGUUGUUUUUUUCUAAUUUGGUACAGCUGUAAAUCCCACAUAGAUAUUUCUUUUUUUUGCAUAUUGUUCUUGCAGCCUUGAUAUUCAGGGUGGAUUGUAAAAAAAAUACAAUACAAAUUGUGAGUUUUGAAAAAUGUAAGAUUAUUUUGAUAACAUUAUUUACAUAUUUUUAAAGAUAAGGUUUCCUGUAAUGGACUGUCUGUAUGAGAAAGAAACUACUGCAUCUUGGAAAAAUGUAAUUGUAAUAAAUAUUUUGCAUCGGUUUGCCAAA